Messenger RNA from Aspergillus puulaauensis, 513 nucleotides. RefSeq lists its product as uncharacterized. The record is from RefSeq and is a predicted model, not a curated record. The coding region runs from base 1 to 513 and encodes 170 amino acids. Lineage: Eukaryota; Fungi; Ascomycota; Eurotiomycetes; Eurotiales; Aspergillaceae. The transcript has 2 exons.
AUGACAUCUCGAACCGUAUCUCUCGUUUCAUACCGCAGCACUCAAUCUCAGCGUGCUCACUUCGGUGUCUUCGUCCCCUCGGCUGAUGAAGCAGUGGGAACCCUUAUCCAGGUUGUUGGUGCGCCCAUGGUCGGCUACGUCCUGGAGUUCAAACGCAACUACUGCCCUGAUCUCACGCAGAGGGCGAACUCGCUGUUUGCACUUGGUCAGGUUGACUCUGCAAAUAUUGUUGAUUCCGGCGCCCCAUCCAAGGAGUUUGUUGAUACUAUACCCAACGGUAAUAUUGAGAUUCCUGCUAGUGAGGUGCAACCUCCGCCGAUUAGUGAGAAUUUCAUGGCACCUGUUAAUGAUACCACCAACAAGAGAUGCCAGGAGUGGACUAUGGAGUUUGUUCGCCACCUCGUUGCGAAAGGGCAUAUCGGGGAAGAGGCCGUUCAUAUUGUCCAGUCCAAGCGUGACCCCUGGAAUCGGCUUGCGGCCUGUUGGACAUCGUUAAGGAGCAUUUGGAUUUGA